UAAUUAACUUUGUUAAGACAAAUCAGUUGCCUGCAUAUAUAUAUAUAGCUAUAAUUAUACCUAAGAGAAAUGUAUGAAAUCACGCUCUUAAAUUGUAAUGUCAUGCGCUCUUAUACGUUGCGAACGGAGCCUAUGCAAGCAGCAGCCGCUCAUGAAGAGGGCGCCGCUUUAGAAUAAACUCACUUAUAAUUGAAAGUCGAUUGAGUGCACAAGUGGAUCUGUCGGUCUGUCUGAUUCCAGUGUAUCAGUAAAACAUUCAGAAAUCAUGCCUAACGGCAGGCUAAUUUGCACAACCAUUUUUGGCGCCCCCGGGUGGACACUGAUUUUCUGGAUUGGACAGAAGUUGGAUUGGAUUAAUCUUGGCGCUUCGUUGGAUAUCCCCAUUGGAUAUCAUCCCUCGCUCGUUGCUGUUGCUGUUCCUGCAGUUGUCAUUGGUGGCCCGCUGGACUUCAAACUUAGCUACUCUUGAGAGCUGCUCGUGGGUAUUCCUGGUUGGUAUGAACUUGUGGGAGGGAAUGCAUCGGUGUUCAAACAACCCUCAACCAGUGCCACAGGUUUGUUGGACGUCGUGGGCCUCUUGUCAAACUCUAUUGCGACAACGCCACGAAUUUUGUUGGUGCAGCUCGCAUGCUCAAGGAGCGCAUGGAUGCAUUCAAUGCCAAGGACGAAGACCUCAAGGCGUAUGCUGCGGCUCACAGUUUUUCGGUGGAAUUCAUUCCCCCGCGAGCCCCGCACAUUGGAGGCCUGUGGGAGUCGACGGUGAAGUCCGCCAAGAAUCUGCUGCUCAGGACUAUGGGCAGCGCAGUGCUCAAAAAGGACGAGCUGCAUACGGUUCUCGUGGACGUCGAGGCCGUGCUCAAUUCCAGACCACUGGUGGUCGACAGCGGCAGCCCCAACGAAGGAGAGGUGGUGACUCCAGCGCAUCUACUAGUCGGCAGAACGCUAGUUUCGCUGCCACCCGAAUCAGAGCUGCCCAGACCAGACAGCAGCCUCUCAUAUCUGUAACGAUGGCAGCUCGUGUCUGCCAUCAAGCAAAGAUUUUGGAGAGAUUGGUCCAGAGACUAUCUUCUCAGCCUUCAACAGCGAGGGAAGUGGUCCGAGGAGGUCGCCAACUUGGAGCCAGGCAGAGUGGUGGCAAUUCACGAGGACAACGUGCCCCCUCAAAUGUGGCUCACCGGAAUAGUGGAGGAGGCAAUCCCAGGAGCGGACGGAAAGGUUCGCGUGGCCGUGAUUAGGACGAAGGCCGGGGUCUACAAGCGAUCGAUCCAUCGUUUGGCGCCUAUUCCAUUCGAUUGAAGCCUAUAGGCUGUCAACGCGGCCGAUGUUAAGGCAAAUCAGUUGCCUGCAUAUAUAUAUAUAGCUAUAAUUAUACCUAAGAGAAAUGUAUGAAAUCACGCUUUUAAAUUGUAAUGUCAUGCGCUCUUAUACGUUGCGAACGGAGCCUAUGCAAGCAGCAGCCGCUCAUGAAGAGGGCGCCGCUUUAGAAUAAACUCACUUAUAAUUGAAA
This is a messenger RNA of Drosophila pseudoobscura, 1507 nucleotides long. RefSeq lists its product as uncharacterized. The coding region runs from base 628 to 1005 and encodes 125 amino acids. Gene Ontology annotation, molecular function: nucleic acid binding. NCBI's taxonomy places the organism in Eukaryota, Metazoa, Arthropoda, Insecta, Diptera, Drosophilidae. The transcript is spliced from 2 exons. The record is from RefSeq and is a predicted model, not a curated record.